GCUCUCGUUUCCGUUCCUGGGCUGCUCGGGCGUGCUUGUCCUUCAUCUCAACCCGAGCGAAAUCCGCCAGUGUCUUUGCACCAACUUGUCUUCAUUAAUCCUGCCAUCGCAUCGUCUGUCCCGAUCCUGUUUCGCCUCCCGCAACCUGUCCUCGCUUGCACAUUAGACACUGCCAUGUCUGCGUUUUUUUCGCCAUUGUCACCAAGCAUCUCGCACGCUCCCCGCGAGCUUCCCUUGCCUGCCUUCCCGCCCGAAGCCGCUGUGGACUUGGAGCCACACGCCUCCACCGACGCCGACGUCGACACCGGCGCCCCGAACGACAUCGUCGCCACCAUCAACCACAAUACCAUCGUCAACCCCAUCGCUGUCGAGGACUCGCUAAAAAGUAUGGUGACCACCGCCCUGGAGAUGAGCGAAAUCCAGACCCCGCCUGAAUCCGAGUUCUCCAGCGCCACUGCCACCAACUCAACGCCGCCCUCGGAGACACCCCAUGAGACGGCCGAACGUCUGGCUUCGCUCAAGAACCGUCUGCAGGCCCUGACCGCAAAGCAUGUAGCAAAACCCCAUCCGUACGAUCCUCAGCAGCUCUCGAUAGUCACAUCUCCCUCCUCGUCUCCGCGCCUUCCCGACCCAAUUUCUCCCCAGGCCUGGUGCACCUGCGAAAACAGCCCCGACCGUCAAACGCUACCAAAGUGCAAAACAUGCCACAAUGACAUUCGGGUCAUCUCUGAUCUGCUCACCGUCAAGACCCGGUUAGUCGAAGACCUGACGUACACAAAAACCAAGCUGAACGCCCUGCUCAAACGCGAAGACUUUACUAUCGAAGAAAUGACGCUGUUGCGCACCCAGCUCGAGCAGGCCACCGCCAAGCUCGAGGAGAAGGAUGAGGAGCUCGAGUCCACCAAGAACGACCUGGCCCGCAUGAGCGAGAAGCUUGUCGAGGAAAUCGAGAAGCGUGCAGAGCUGCAGCACUCCAAAGACGCAGUCCAAGACGAGCUGGAGGAGCUGACAAAGACCCUGUUCGAGGAAGCAAACGACCUCGUCGCCACCGAGGCCCGCAAGCGGCACUAUCACGAAACCCGUGAGAAGGCGCUGGAGCGCCAGCUCGAGGAGACCAAAUCCCAGCUGCAGCUCGAGCAGAUGCAGCUCCAGGAGCUCAAAGAAAAGUACGAAAAGUCACAGGCCCUGUAUGAGUACAGCAACACGCUCAACUCGCACGCCAUGCUGCAGCGCCGGUCGUCCCUGACGCCGCUGUCGCCUGCGGCGGUUAGUGCCACCCGGGACCGCAACAGCAUGACCAUGAUCUCCAACUCACUCGACAGCGAGCAGUCACUCGCCGACAUCGUCGACCCCAAUCUGCUGGCCGAGUUCAAAGAAUUCCUGGUGAGCGCGCCGACCCUCAAGCUGAACAAACUGGCUGCCCUGCUAUUCAUGCGCAACGCCCUUGAGGACGAUGUCAGCCCCUGUCUGCGCUUUGGAGGCAACCCGCGAACGUCGACCCGCAAGCUGGUCGACUCGAUCAUGAGCAACUCGUGCUUCAUCGAGGAAAUGACGCCGCGCUACCAGACCGCUCUCCAGCACCAGUACGACCACAUCGAAAAGGAGGCCCACGAGGCCGAGCUCCUCAAGCCCAGCAACAAGGCCCAGACCAGCCCCCUGACCGUGCCUCUUGAGGCCUCCGACUCGGCCAAGGCUCCGACGGCACUGCUCUUCAACAAGACCGUGAUCGAGCGCUUCACCACCUUUGGUAUGAGCACCCUCAACUCGUCCUCACACUCGGGCCAUCUUGUGCGCGGCUGCUCGACAUGCGGCCGGUCGGCCCGACAAACACCCUGCCGCUACCAUUUCCGCACCUCGGAGUUGCCUGAGGACCCGUGGUACCCGAUCUGCCUCAACUGCCGCGACCGCCUGGUGGCCGUGUGCGAGUUUUACCAGUUUGUGUCGCACGUCCGGCAAGGUGUGUACACCUCCAGACGGCCAGAGCAUCUCUACGUCGAGAUGAUUGCCCUCAAGCGCAAGAUGUUCUACGCCCGCAUUGGCGCGGCCCAGUACGUCGCCAGUGAGGAGUCUCAGCUUCCCAACGACUACGUCUCGAUGGCUGCCCUGCCCCAGCUGCCCGCCAUUGACGAGCUCGAGUCGCGAACGAGCUCCCAGAUUGAUCGCGAGGGCGAGCCGGCCGAGCCUCCCCAGAUCCAGAUCCAUGUUGAGGACGAGCAGCAGCCCGCUCCGGAAGCAAUCGAAGUUGCCACAGAGUAAUUUGUGCAGACGAGUUGUGCUCAGCUCCGCGCCCCAUCGUUGCCGUCGCACGGUCUCUGUGCCGCUCAAGCAACUCCAACACCUUGUUCAUAUCAAUCCUAGCAAGCAUGUCCAUCCCGA
Molecule: messenger RNA, 2376 nt
Organism: Polychytrium aggregatum
Lineage: Eukaryota; Fungi; Chytridiomycota; Chytridiomycetes; Polychytriales
Exons: 4
Coding region: 175-2256 (693 amino acids)
Biological process (GO): exocytosis
Cellular component (GO): Golgi to plasma membrane transport vesicle; cell tip
Molecular function (GO): guanyl-nucleotide exchange factor activity
Source: RefSeq, a predicted model, not a curated record